AUGCGAAACGCUUCGAGCACCGAGAGAAAGCCCCACCCAAGGAAAUCUAUCUUCACAUUACAACGUGUGCGAAGAAUCCAUCAAGAUCUCCCAGACGGCUUCAACGCGGAUAUUCAGUCUCGUUUGGCUGAAGUUCGCAAGCUACUUUCAAGCAUAGCCGGCGAUGUUCAGGGCAUCAACCGGUGGCGCUAUAUGAGAAAUAUGAGCUGCGUCGAAGAGCUCAUCGAAGCGCUCACAUUCGCACAUUACCUGCGCCACCAGAAUCUCAUGAGCUAUGCCGAGGCUACAGAGGCUGUGCAUCAUCUCUCACUGCCCGAGAAUGGCGAGGACGGGGCGGCUAUGGACUUGGAGCAUCCCAUUGUGCAUCUGAUCGAGGAUGAUUAUCUAAUGGGCGUGUUUGACCUCUCAGGUGAAAUGAUGCGAUUUGCUACUACGACCGCCGCCCUCAACGGGCGCAUGGCCGGGUCAUCUCUGCAAUAUGAUGGUCAGGCCGACGAAGGCAGUCCCCAGCGCACCAUCGUCACAGACAUGCAAGAUCUCGGCAGUUUCUACGAGAUGCUUCCCCAGCAGAGUGGGAAGUCCUACCAGGUGAAGUUGCAAACACUACGGACAUCUGUGCUCAAGGUCGAAAAGCUGGGAUAUGGACUCACUGUGCGCGGAAGCGAACGACCUGCGGGCUGGAUGCCCGAUACGAACGAUAGUGAGCCAGGCUCUCCUGUUUGA
This is a messenger RNA of Phaeoacremonium minimum UCRPA7, 723 nucleotides long. Its product is annotated as putative translin-associated factor protein. Gene Ontology annotation, molecular function: RNA endonuclease activity; RNA binding; sequence-specific DNA binding. The transcript is spliced from 3 exons. NCBI's taxonomy places the organism in Eukaryota, Fungi, Ascomycota, Sordariomycetes, Togniniales, Togniniaceae. Bases 1 to 723 code for a protein of 240 amino acids. The record is from RefSeq and is a predicted model, not a curated record. Gene Ontology annotation, cellular component: nucleus; cytoplasm.